AUUUCCCACGUUACGACAUACGAAAGAGCUGGAAUGGUAAUGAAAUACCAAACAGCGUCGGAAUAACGAUUUCUGUUUCCUGGAAAAGCGAAUAUUCAUCGUUGCGACUUACGACAGCAUCCUUACGUGGAUCGUAACAGUCACGGACUCUAUUCUCUAUAUGCUCGCAUGCACCAACGAGCACAGAUCGUUCUUUAGAUCGCGUUAAGAAUUACACGAGCGUCGAUUGAAAUUGACAUCCAUUUGUCAAGGCCCGUCUAGUCUGUGCUCGACGCUCACCAGGAUUGCAGGGCUCGUUACUGAAAAGCUACUAUUCUAGCGAUCUUGGUGCUUGAUCCAUUUCUCCGUUUACUAUCAAACCCGCGAACAGUGAACAGUGGUGCUUUAGAAAAUAAAGCGGCCGAUCGUCAUUGCGCUAACGCAAGUCAUGUUAGUGAGUUAUACGAGAAUCAAAAUAUUCGAUAGCAGGUUCGUGGAACAUGAAAUCAGCUAAAGUGAGUAGCUGACAAUCGAAUUAUUCGAUGAUUUCAACGGAGUGUUCUGAAAAACGACUAGUCAGUCGCGUUCUCGCGAUUAGAUUAUUGUUUAUCGCGCUGGCGUAGCGAGUUUUUGCUGGAUAAAAGAAGAACCGAGAAAGCACCUGCGUAAAAAAUAACCACCGUACCACCAAAUAUGGCAAAGUAUGCACUGGCUUUGUCGAUUCACAAUGCGUGCGAGUUGCGUGUUGAAGCACAGGGGAAUGUCAGUGCCGUACAAGAGCACCGAGACUUGAACACGACGGCUAUACUUCUGAAAAUUUGCCAGCACCGAGUUCUCGUUCCUAGAGAACGAUAAGAGAUAUUGGGAUGCAAGUUUACGAAGUGGGAUAGUUCGGAAUCCGAGUAUUCGGAGUCUGAGGAGUCAAAUGAGUUAGGGGCCAUCGUAAGCCCCGAUACCUGCGCGAUGGACACUGUGGACAGUACCAGCAAGCGGCAAGCUACUCGUGUCUUCAAGAAGUCCAGCGUCAACGGAAAGAUCGCGGUAUACCUUGGGAAAAGAGAUUUCGUCGAUCACAUAACUCACGUCGAUCCUAUCGACGGGGUCGUGCUGAUUGACCCAGACUACGUGAAGGAUCGCAAGGUCUUUGGCCAUGUUCUAGCCGCGUUCAAGUACGGCAGGGAGGAUCUAGACGUUCUAGGAUUGACGUUUCGCAAAGACCUCUAUUUAGACGCUGAACAAAUCUAUCCGGUGGUACCUGGUGCCAAGCAGAGAAAGCUGACACGGUUGCAGGAGAAGCUGAUUAAGAAAUUAGGAAGCAACGCAUAUCCGUUUUACUUCGAACUUCCGCCUCAUUGUCCUGCAUCAGUGACGCUACAACCAGCGCCCUGCGAAACUGGAAAACCAUGUGGCGUCGACUACGAAUUAAAAGCAUUCGUAGGUGAGACGCUGGACGACAAACCGCAGAAACGAAGCUCGGUGCGACUGGCUAUACGGAAGAUUAUGUACGCGCCGUCGAAACAAGGCGAACAACCUUCCGUCGAGGUGAGCAAAGAGUUCGUUAUGUCGCCGAACAAGCUUCACUUGGAGGCGUCACUGGACAAGGAGUUAUACCAUCACGGUGAGAAUAUUGCCGUGAACGUGCAUAUAGCAAACAGCAGCAACCGGACGGUGAAAAGGAUCAAAGUGUCCGUGAGGCAAUUCGCGGACAUUUGUCUGUUUUCCACCGCGCAGUACAAGUGCACGGUCGCCGAGGCAGAGAGCGAGGAGGGGUGCCUAGUGGGGCCAGGUUUCACGCUGAGCAAAGUGUUCUCUCUGAAACCGCUUCUCGCCAACAACAAAGAUAAAUGGGGGCUUGCCCUCGAUGGCCAGAUCAAAGACGAGGACACCAAUCUGGCGUCCAGCACCCUUGUGGUGGAUCCCUCGCAACGUGAAAACCUUGGAAUUAUCGUCCAGUACAAAGUGAAAGUAAAGCUCUGCCUUGGUCCUCUCGGGGGCGAAUUAGUGGCGGAACUGCCGUUCAUCUUGAUGCAUCCGAAACCGGAAGAAGAGGAACCAGCGCCACCCACUGCACGGCCUAGUCCGACGAAUAAGGCAGAUGGUGGCGAGAUACCGCUUGACACGAAUCUGAUUCAAUUGGACACGGAGGCGGACUGCGACGAUGACAUAAUCUUCGAGGACUUUGCCCGUCUUAGGCUCAAAGGUGAGCCGGAUGCCUGACUACGUGGUUCCAAGUCAAUCUACCUGUUCGAGACGACUAAAUGUCUCAUGGCGGGCAGCAAUCGCCGAAAAAUCGAAAACGUCCGUGAACUUCAUCGUGAAGAUCGACCAUCCUUGCUCUAAAUCCUUGUUAGGAUCGGUCACGGAUAAAGUUUUUCGCAUCGUUGGACAGACCGAUCACUGGAAUAACAUUACCUUUUCUUUCGAUGCUCGACGAAGGAAUUCGUUCGCGAACCGUGUGGUCAGUUCAUCGUAAAUUUCUAUUUGACACGGGAUAACACAUCCGGAAUGGUACUAAUCAUCGCACAGAGAACUAUAUGCACUUCGAGAAACUCAUCAGAGGAACAAGAAAAACUUGAAAUAUUUCCAAUCGAUUACGUCGACAAGAUAAAAAGAGAAGUAUAUCUUUACGUUUUGACACGUUUCGUUUGUAACGAAAAAUGAUAAGGCAUCAAAGACUGAAUGCAUCGUCGAAAAGGUUAUCCCAUAAAACAAUCAUAUUUAUUAGUAGCAAGAGGCGAGUACAUCUUUUUCUUUAAAAAGACUGGGUCCUUGGGACACAGUCUUCGACGAAACUACAAAUACGAUGUUUCUGUAAUUUUAAUCGUAUGGCCAGUAUGUAGAAUUCAUUCUAUCAAUCGCAGAUACCUUUUACACGUACGUUUCUAUGCCAGUCAACAGAAACGUUUGUUUCCGGAUCUCUCGGUGAAGAGAGUUUGGUCAUCUUCGUCGCAGCAAACAUGUAAAUUGUUAUAAACUUCGUUUCCGUAUUAUUAUAUUAAUUUGUUUUAGCGGAAAUCUUUGAAUCCUUGAAAGUAAGAUGCAAGGUAUGUUUUGUUCUAAAAUCAAGUUCUGUUAUAUUCUAUAUCUAAAAAUAAGAGAAAUAGAUUCCUUCCACUAUCUUUUCGAUUCGUACUGUUUGAUACUUUUAAUUUUGAAUUUGUGUUUAAUAACAUUUAUCAAAAAUAAUGGCAAUGUUCGGUUUCUUUUUCCUAUACUAUGUUCAUCUAUACAAUAACGCAUUAUUUAAAAAAAAAAAUACAGCUUCUUGUCGUACAAACAAAUAUAUUGCAGUAAAAAAAUGUAACUUUCAAGAACUAUUAUUCCUCGAUAAACGGUAAAAUUAACCUUUUUCACUUCAAAGCACGUAAUAGUUUUAACUAUAAAAACCUGAGCCAUCGUGGCCUCGAAUAUGUCAAGUGAAUUCUCGUCUCGGGACAUUUCUGAAUCUUUACAACGUUGACCGAGCGAGGAGUAUCUAUCAGACUAUUGCACGUCAACUGAAAAUGCGAAUUAAAUAACAAUAAUCUAUGUGGGAUAAUGUAUUACGUUGAUCGUUAAAUAUAUCUUCGUAUUCGACGUUAUAUACAUAGUUAUUGAAGUUCUUCAAUAGAGAAUGGUUUUUUCGAAUAGUUAAGUCGCUUGGAUUUUUAAUGGAAUCGCAUUGGAUUUCCUUGGAAGACAUCGCAACAAAUUCAACGAAUCCUAUUUAAACGUUACAUAUAAAAAAAAAAGGAAUAUAUAUAAAGAUAGAUAAAUAUACUCACGAACACACGUAUUAUACAUACGUAUACAAACUUUGCAUUACACGCUUAACGGUAAAUUAACCAAGGGUUAAAAAAAAAAAAAAGAGAAUUAAGUAAAUUUCAGCAGUUUAGCUUUUACACGUUUAUACCGACAUCGAGAAAGUAUCGGAUUUUUUGCGACACACUAUUAAUCGUACGAUUUUUCUAUUCCUUUUUUAUGUAUCGAGUUUUUUACCGAAACGAAACAUUCUAGUGCCAUCUUGACUAUUUGGAUUAUACCGUCGAAAAAUUCAUUUCUUUGCGAACAGAUUCAAAUCGAUCCAGUUCGUUACUUGCAUCAUUUACAAAGACUGUUAUGCGAAGUUGAAUCGCCCGUUUCCUUAAUAGGGAGAGUAUCGGUACGAUAUGAGUUUUCUACGUCCCUCUGCGACUUACGUUCACGAUGAAACGGCAAGACGAAUUAUGGAACAGAGUAUAUCGAUGAAUUCCAAGCGCAAUUGAGAGAAAGGGAUCAUUCCAGGUGUAUGUGAUUAAUCUGUAUGCCUUUAGGAACAAAAAAAGCAAAGUAUUAAGUAUUCUCUAAGUGGCAGAUCAAAAUGGACGAAAUUACGAUUGAUUAUCUUCGGAUCCAAUCCUGGUCGGUCGGUUUACUGGUUUCAUUUCGCACUUUAUUCUGAUCUGCGAUUUAGAAAACGCCUUAUAUACAUAUGUUGUAUUAGCACGAUUCAAACAUUAAAGCGUCCGCUGUCAAUUAAUCCUUAUUUUAACCAACGUCGGUAACAAUUUUACGAAGGCACAGCGAGCGCGUUAAUUAAGGACAACUUCUGCGUAUCGAUGAGUGUAAUUUGCAGUUAAUAUAAAAAUCUGUGUCUCGGAUGGAAGAAAUUGUUGGCUUAAAAUUGAAAAGAUCGAGGUAGCAUUCUUGAACGAACGUCCAAUCUUGCAUAAGGUAAGGAAGGAGGGGAAAAAAAAACGAAAAUUUUCUACCGUCACUUUCUGUUUGCGAUAACGAAAUAAAAUGUCAAUUGUACCAAUCGAACGAAAUAGCCGGAACUCUCAAUUCUCUUCGAUUUUUAGCCACAAGAAUCUGGCCAGGGCAACGUUGACCGUGCUAUUGGCCUUUUUAAUCGUGCACAUGUAUAUAUACGCAGGAGGUAAGAAGAAGAAUAGUAUUUUUUAUCGAUUUAGCAUUUACAGAUUGUAUUUAGGAGAGAUUAUCGAUUAUACCAAAGCCAGUAUCUCUCACUUCAAUGUUUUCUUAAGCAAAGAAGCUUUCGGGAGAAUGAAGGAACAAAACGAACAUGAUUAUUCUCUAGUAAUUAACCGAGCAAAACAGCCACGUAAGUAAUUGUAUAUGUCGAGUUAAUGUUUAAAACUAACGUAAGUGAAAGAAACAGCCAUAAGUUUGAGGUCACAUAUUACCGUGGUCUUAUUUCCUUAAAAGUGAGAAAGCCAUUGCACGUUGCAAACUCUUUCUCGAUAAACUUUACUUCUAUUCGACCUCCUAACUUCACACUUUAUGCCACUAAAUUGUAUCUGGCUGUAAUUCGUAAGCAGGCGAAUCUAUCACGAGAAUGUAGCCGUGUUGACCUCAAACUUAUGCACACACAUAGAGAGAAAGAGAGAAAAGAUGAAGAAACGCGGGCUUGUACAAUACGCGCCAGAGUAUAUUUUAUAUUCGCACGCGCUGGUGCGCGCCAAUAUUUUUUGUAUCAUAUUAAAAAAAAAAUAAUCGAAAGGUCGAUCGGUGGAUGAUUCGUAUCCUUGGAACAGCACAAGACGAACGAGAGAUUAUUACCAUACUGCACAAAAACAAUUGCAACACAGGUUGCUCCAGAGUCAAUAAUGGGUGCUGUUUAAGAGCGUGACUUGUCGCUAUCUUAAUGAGUGUGUAGCGUGUCGAGUAUUAAGACGUUUCGAUGUCUUAAAAGAGAACGAAAGCCCAUUAAGCCUUAUAUUUCGCAAAAACGCGAUUUGUAACGAGCUAUUUGUUACUCGUCGCUCUUUUCUUUCUCCUUUUUCGUGUUGGACAAGUCAAGAAGAAGUCGUAAAUCAUCGGACCCUGUCGAUGUCAAUGGAUGUUACAGAUUUCAAACGCUUCCGGUUCGUACAUGAAAACACGAAGACACGAAAUGAAUUGUAUAUUAAGAGUAUCGUACAGUACAUAUGUAUGUACGUGUAACGAUUAGAACUACGCAGGGCAUAAUAGUUAGCUAAGUUAGAAAUGGUUUAAAGUAAGAGGAAAAAAAAAAAAGAAAAAGAAAUAAAAAAGAAUAUCGUCCACGUCCAGGAAUUAUUACGUGUAUGUGUAAUCGCAGUAUUCUACUUUGCGCGUAUAAUGUCGAAACGAAUCGGGUUGUAUAACUUUAUGAGAUAGGACAGAAAUUAUAGUGUUACUGAUACGUGUAAAUUGCGUUUAACUUAUUCAGCAAAGACGAGUUAUUCCCCCUAAUGCACCCGAUAAUUAUUCGUUUUGUAUGCAGAAUGAAGUAUCGCGAGAGAAAGAGACACGAAAGAAGAAUCGUAUUAAGCGGAAAGUAUGUAUAAAAAGAAAAUAAGAGGAACAAAAAUGGAAGAAGAGAAUAAAUAGCGAGAUACGUAAUAUAUUAUAUUGUACAUGUAAAAAUUGUGUAUUCUCAUAUAAUAGUAGUUGUAAUAAUUUAAUAAAUCUUGUAUAUCGCAA
Messenger RNA from Bombus huntii, 6405 nucleotides. It is a transcript of the gene krz, whose product is annotated as beta-arrestin-1. The record is from RefSeq and is a predicted model, not a curated record. The transcript has 9 exons. The coding region runs from base 943 to 2196 and encodes 417 amino acids. Gene Ontology annotation, biological process: signal transduction; G protein-coupled receptor internalization. NCBI's taxonomy places the organism in Eukaryota, Metazoa, Arthropoda, Insecta, Hymenoptera, Apidae. Gene Ontology annotation, molecular function: G protein-coupled receptor binding. Gene Ontology annotation, cellular component: cytoplasm.